Molecule: messenger RNA, 10499 nt
Organism: Monodelphis domestica (gray short-tailed opossum)
Lineage: Eukaryota; Metazoa; Chordata; Mammalia; Didelphimorphia; Didelphidae
Source: RefSeq, a predicted model, not a curated record
CCAUAGAGUGGCCUAGACACAACCUCAGCUACAUUAUGAAAAAAAGCCACAUCUGCCCCAAAAGGAAGUCCAAGUCCCAAGAGCGAGCCCUGAAAAGCCUUUGAAUCAGCUUAAAUACCUCCUGGAUCUCUGGCCAGAAUUGAUACUAAGUAGGAGUUCCAAGGCAGAAGAUCUAAAGCGUUAUUGAUUAGAAAAAUGCAAAUGCAAACAACUCUGAGGUACCAUCUCACACCUAUCACAUUGACCGAUAUGACAGAAAAGGAAAAUGAAAAAUAUUGGGUGACCUAGGAAAACUAGAACACGAAUGAAUGGUUGGUGGAGUUGUGAACUGAUCUAGCAAUUGUGCCCCUUUUAUAAAAGCAUGGACACUCUUUGUUCUGACCAAACCACCACUGGUUCUGUGUUCCAAAGAGAUUUUCAAAAUAAGGGGAAGGAUCAAGGUGUACAAAAAUAUUUACAGCUGCUCUUUUUGUGACGGAAAAGGAUUGGAAAUUAGCAGGAUGCCUAUUCAUUGGAGAAUGGCUAAAUACCUGGUGGUUUAUGGUUGUGCCAUAAGAAAAGACCAAUAGGAUGAUUUCAGAAAAAACCUCCAAAGAAUGCCAUGAACUGAUGCGAAGUGAAGUCAGCAAAAGCAGGAAAGCAUCGCAGUACCCAGUAAAAGCAACCAUAGGAUGAAUCGCUGUGAAUGACAGGAAAAAUGCAAUGAUUCGAGGCCCCUCCAAAGCAUGCAGGACGAUAAAUGCUACCAACCUGCGCUGAAAGAACUGAUGGAGUGAGACUGUGAACAGUAGCAGGCCAUCUUCCACUUGAUUUUCUUUGGGGGAUUUUAGAAAUGAGUCUUCUUCCACGACAGGACCAACUGGACGUGUACAAGGAAUAUCAAAUGGGAUGACGGGGAGGAGAGAAUUUGGAAUUUGAAAUUUUAUUAAACAAAUGUUAAAACUGUUGUGUAAUUGAGAAAGAAAUUCUUGAUCCAAAUUUAAACAUGUAGAACUGAACCCUAUAUCUAUGUAUAUACGUAAAUGUGUGUGCCCAGUGAUCUGGAGGGUCUGGGCACUGAGGGUAUUGGGUUGCAUUAAGAGGGAUGUAUCUUAUCAUAAAAAAGGGAGCAGAUAAUUUGGAAUAUAAAAACCUUUGCCUUAAAGAUCUCCAACAGGGUUCUAAAAUCCCAGCUAUAGUGGAAAGUGGAAAAAAUCAGUAAGGCCAAAUGUCUUUGAGAGAGUGAGACAAAGAGACAGAGACAUAGAGACACACACAGAACAGAGAGGGAGAGAGAGAGGGAGACAGAGACAGAGAGAGAACAGAGAGGGAGAGAGAGAGGAGAGACAGAGACUGAGAGAGACAGAGACACAGAGACAGAGGGAGAGAGAGGGAGAAAGGGAGACAGAGACAGAGAGGGAGGGAGAGAUAGGGAGAAAGGGAGACAGAGACAGAAAGGGAGGGAGAGACAGACAGAGAAAGAGAGACAGAGAGAGAGAGCGAGGGAGAGACAGAGACAGAGAGAGAGACACACAAAUACACAGUGUGGGGUCCCAGAACUGCAGGGCCCACAAGGGAAGGGGUUCUCCUUAGUGCUAGGGACCCGAGGAGAGGCAGGGAAUCUGAGAACCAGGGUGAAGAAUGACAGACACAGACAAAUCAGUGUUUAAAUAGGACAGGCAAACCCCUAUGACAUUCUCCUUGGAAGGAAAAUAUGAGAGCUACACGAGGUAGAGGAAGAGAUUAAGGCAGAGAAUGGAAGCCGAGAGGGGCUGGAGCCUCAGGAGAGGAGAAGCUUUACUAGAGAGGGGGGGGGGGGGGAGAGAUUCCUAGAGCAGAGUGAAGAUCCAAGAGAAAAUUCAUGGGGCCGCCUUCUGUUUUUAUUGCAGGCUGUAAGUGGGUAGCACUCUCAAGCACGUAGCAAUCACGAUACAAAGCAGAGACAAUUCAGAUUGGAUGGCGAGGUGAAGGUGACACCUUGAUGGGCGUGUAGAUUUCCACCUGCGCUGUCGACUCCGAGCCAAAAUGUUCAUGAGUUUGUCUUAGGCAACAGGCAUGUGGCCGGGUCAAGAUUCCACUCACAAAUAUCAGAGUAUCACCUUGUGUCUGGAGACACAGUAACCAUACAAUCAUUUAUAUUUCAUAGAUGUGAAUAUGCUUGGAAUGCUACAUAUCCCCCUUUUUUGUUUUAAAAAUCAAAUGAAGUGAAAGGUGAGUGAUAUAAAAUGUAACGAAAUUUGGGAGUAAAAUUAAAAAUAGAAAAAUCAUGUAGCAUCAUCAAUUGAUACUUCAAGUGAUUCAAAGUAAACAUCCAAAAUAUGUAGCCAAACCUCUGGCUGUGAAAAGUAAUUGUGAUUGUCAACAAUAAGAACAAUUUCACUCUCACCUUAUUAAUAAUAUUGUAGAGAUAAAAAUGAUCUCAAUGCUUAGUAAUGAAAAUCGAAGAUAAAAGUCUCAUCAAAGUUUAAAGUAAUGAUAAAAAUAAUCAGAAAAUGAUCUUCCCUCAAAUUAUCCUGAAUUAUUGAGGUAGCAGUCCCAUAGAUCAUAGGACAGGUGCAUUAGCAGAUAGUGCCCACACACAGUUAGGAUUAGAAGAAGGUGCCAGAGCAUUCAUAGCCAAAGAAAAGAUGACUGUAUCUGGAGUGAAGGGGAAAUUCCUUUCUCUCCCUUGUCCUGAUUAUGCAUUUUAGGGAUAUACCCGCCCAGAUGCCUGCCACAUGGCAAUAGGGUUGGACCUUGAUACUCGAGCCACCUGCGAAGGAGGGUGUCAAACACCGUGUCCCAGUACCUCCAACCUCAGCAGCCCACAUCCAUCCAUCUCUUAUGGAAUAUACGUCUGUGUGUGGCUUUGGCUGUCUGGCCCAUUGAGGUGUCCUCUGCAUUCCCUUUUCAUGCAAUCAGUGAUGGUCUCCCAGGAUAGUCACCUGCAACUUACCAAAUGCUGUCAUGUUCUCAUAAUCGCACACUGUUGGGUACAUAUCAAGAGAAAAAGUUUUGCACCUUCAUUGCUCAGCAUCAGAGUGUUAAAAGUACUUGAAAUAUAUUUCAAAAUGUAAGAAAAGAAAAACAACGGAGGAGAAUCAAAGUAUUCAGAGAAAAUAAAGUGAGAGCAUCAAAUCAAGAUUGCUCAAUAGAAUGAAAAGUGUUAUAAAAUGGUAUAAAAUGUUCUUAAAAUACUUUCUCUCUUAUCCCCUUUUUGUUGUUUUUGAAUCGCAUACCAAAUAUAUUCGCAUCUUUUACAUUUUCCAAACAGCAGUGCAAACAUCAAUUCAAGUAUCAAAAUGGCCAUAAACAUUACAUUUUGAUUUGUUGUUGAGAUAACACGCAUGAAGCUACUGAAGGGACCUUGCACCUUCUGGCUGCAUGUUUCUUAUAUGAGCCUUAUUUAAAUCUCUGCUUCUGGGUAAAUGAACCAUUCAAUAGAAUAACCCAGAAUAUACCAUAACCAAUGUUUGCAAAAUUCAUUCCACCAAACCAAUGUUUGGAUUAACAGAAGCUUGAUUUGCUUUCUAUGUAGAAGCAAUUUCUACAGCUUCUUGUUCAUAUGGAGUUUGAUGUGACUUAUUGUUCCUAGUUGUCAAUGAAUAAUAUUCCAUGUGCUUUUUCUACAAGCUUAUUAGUGGCCUGCUCAUUUUUUCCUAUUUUCAAUACAUACUCCAAAAGGGGAAACUGAGGGAAUACUUUGCCCUUGCUCCAUGUAUGUGUACAAUAACCUAUUCCACCCAGGAGGGUCAACCAUCUGCGCGUCCACAGAGAUUGUCCAACCUGGAGCCCUCAGUUUACUGCUGAGGCUUUACUUUCAUAUACCAGAACGUCUUCCAGUACUUGAAGUGGAAGCUAAUAGACCCCAAAUCCAGCGGCCUGCCUGAAUUCUGGGACUGGAGUUAGAGAGCAAGAAAGAAUCCCCAUAAAGAUAUUCCCCAAGAAGAUGGAGUUCCAGGACUAAUCAUCAAUAAUGAUAUUAACAUGUAACUACAGCAAUGGUCGUUGGCACAUAAUGUCUACAUAGGCAUUACCAAGAACAUAAUCUAUACAUGGAUGUAGAUGAUCAAUUUUCAAAAACGUGGGUUCCUAAUUAGAAUUUCAAAGUGCAUUUUGCCUGACAUCUCAGCCCUUUUCUAAGAGUGACAUCAGGACCAUCGGUCCAAUAAACAGCCCUGUGCAGCAUCUCCUGCACUAAACAUCAUUUUUGUGGUCAGGGUUAAUAGGUCUGUGCUGGGCCUGAAACAUUUCUAUCUCCUUCUCUUUGGAGAGUCAUACCGAUGUCGGUACCCUUGUUACUAGUAGCAUUUCUUACAAUACAAGUAGGAGUUUUACAAUGCACACACAAUAAAUUCCCUCAUGACAUAUAUAUAACACAGACAGCCAAAAUAAAAGGUAUACGUUAGUGUCUAAACAAUCAUAGCUAUUUUGAUUUUGUCUUUGUAGUGUGGGAUCCACUUGAUGUCAUAGAUAUGUACAAGUGGGGUUUAGUCCAUAUAAGUUAACAUGCUUGAUGUUGGUUUAGGUAUAAAGGACCAAUAGAGGUCAGCAUGACAAGUGUCCAUCAGUGGAAUAAUAGUCAAUGUCACUAAAAGCAGUGUCAUGUCAGUCUUUGGUGUGGUUAUAGUCACCAGUAAUGGUUUCUUCCAGCGUGCCUGUUAUGCAAUCAGCUGGCAUUGUUGAUGUUCCUCCUCUGCUUCUCUUCCUGCUCCCCUGCCACAUGGCAUGACGUGCUUGGUGGGUGACCAGGUGUUUUCACUCUCUGUAAACAUACAAACAAAACCUCGACCCACAGUUAUCAUCCUGUUGGGUCCCUGACAGUCUUAAUGUCCUGGUCAUAUUCAGACCAAUCCCUGUAUGUCAUACAAUGCAACGUUUAUCAUUACAUGGGAAUUGUGAUUUAAUAAUAUCAGCUCAUAUUCCAUCUGGGGUGUAGGAGAGAUGGAUGGUUAGUAAUACCAUGCCCACCCCUUUUUUCUUUUUUAAAAGCUUCAAUGCUUUUUCCAAUAACAUAGACUAUUGAAUAAGAUUGAUUCUAAUGAAGACUUACUCUUUUUGCAAAUAUAAAGUGAACCCUAUAAGGUAACUAUCAUACCUACAUUUUGGACGAUAGGCACAAUUUGUGCUUCAGUUGGACAGUAUUCCAUGUACUGUCAGAACCUUUCGAAUUCUAUCGUUUGAUAUUAGAGCAUAUUUGGGUAACAUGGAACAAUUCCAAUAAAAUAAUUGCAAGUUACACAUUGUACAAAUACCAUUUGAAGUGUUCAGGUACGUGAUCCACCUAGAUCUUACAACAAACAAACACCCAUACACUAGCACAACAGAAUAUGUGUAAGCAAAUAAAUGAUAGUUUCCUCUAGAUAGAUUGUCUUACAUAGAAGUACAUUUGUGUGGAUAUUGCAUUAGACCUGCGUAGGAAGCAUUGUUAUUGUCUCUGCAGCCCAUGUGCUGCUUUUUCUGUUGUCUGGCCUCUGUGCCACGUUGUGGACGGUGCCAGAGACAUCUGCCUUGUCCUUUCUGGGCAGACUUUCUUUCAGCUGGAUACUUUUAUUUUUCCUCCAUGGACUUAGUAUUUAUGCCUUAGUAUUUAACCAACAGUUAUACUAGAAUUCAUUUUAAAAUAUUAUUACAGAUAAAAUAACUGUUGUCUGCAUAUUCUGUAGCAAAUGACAAAAGUCAAAGAUUUUUAACUUUCUAGCUUUGCCUUUUAAGAAAUACAAUUAGACCUUCCCAUAGAAUUCUGCCAUGUCCAUUAGAUCCAAAAAUAGGCAUAGCUUAAGACCUUUUUGUCUUACGAUAAGUAUGGGUUUAAGUACUUUUCAUUGUUCAGCAAAGAGUUUACAACUUUAUCUUCCCCUAAGGUAUGCUUAACUUUGGGGAAGUAGAGUUCUCACAUUCCUGAUCAAGUACCUUCACUGCCCAAAUGGAGAGUGGUCCCAAUGGGAAAUGGUCCCAAUGGGAAAUGGUCUUAAUCCAACCUUAUGAAGUAGGAUCUGGGAAUUUUUUUUAAGGUUUACAAACCUAACCUUAUGAAAUAGAGUCUGAGAAUUUUUUUAAACCCUUACCUUCCGUCUCAGAACCAAUGCUGUGUAUUGGCUCCAAGGCAGAAGAGUGGUAAGGGCUAGGCAAUGGGGGUCAAGUGACUUGCCCAGGGUCACACAGCUGGGAAGUGUCUGAGGCCAGAUUUGAACCUAGGACCUCCCAUCUCUAGGGCUGGCUCUCAAUCCACUGAGCUACCCAGCUGCCCCCGAGUCUGAGAAUGUUUAAGGUUCACACCCCUCUAGGGUAAGCCGAGGGUUCCGGGGCUCCAGAUCCACUCUAACCCUCUCACUGUCCAGGACUAGUCAGGGAGAGUCAGGCCCAGAGCAUGGAGAUCAUGCUGGGCCAAAGGCACCUCAGGGAGAGCAACAGCCUGCGGCCCGGUCCUCCAGAGUCCCUUCAUAGGGUGACUGGGUGCCUCCUGGAGGUUCCCCUGAAAAGGCGAACAGGACCUGGGGAGGCUGCAACCAUCUCAAGCUAUAUCUCUGCUCAAAUACCUCAGAGCUUUCCCCAAAGCCCCUGCCGAGAAUGUGGGCUGCCUGUCCUUCCCUCUCCAGAGCUAGCUGAGCAGCGGGCCUCCAGCUUUGGCUCUGAGCUCUGUGGCAAAGGCCCCGGGGCGUCUCCUGAGAUAGGCCCAAAUUUUCCAGUGCCCCCCUCCCCCGGCCCAGUCGUGGCCAGGGGCUGGAGAGGGCCUUCCUCCGGGGUGCUGCCCCCUUCUUCCUUGUCCUGCCUUGCAUGGGACCCGGGGAAUGCUGCCAGCUGGCCCCCCCUGACCCUCCCUACCCAUACAUGAGGUCACAACAGGGGCCUCCUGGCUGUGUUACGCCUGGGAGGCUGCCCCUUCUUAGCUCAGCUGUCCCAGAGAGCCAUAGCCAGUCUGCCCUCCCCGCAGAGAGUAUCCUGGCCCUCCUCCAGCAGCCCCCUCCACCCCCACCCCAGAGCCCUGAUCCUCAGGCCCACCGAGACUCCCUGAGCCCAAUGAAACCCCAGAAAACCUCACCAGGUGAGGCCCCGGCCUGGGGGGCUGCAGGGCUGCAGGGGAGCCCGCGGGGGCCGGCCAGCCCCCAGCUCCGGCCUGCUUCCUCCCUGCUCGCAGUUGUCCAGCCCGGAGAGCUCCACCUGCCGGAGGAGGAAGUGGAAGCGGAACUGUCGUUCCUGCUGUGCUUCCCCAAGCCUGGCCCGCUGCAGAGAGCCGUGGCGGAGGGCAACUACCCGCCCCUCGGGCCCUUCACGGCCAUGUUUGAGAGUGACUUUGUGCAGGUGACCCCAGGCAGGCCGGUGGGCCCGGCUGGGGGAGGACGGGGGAGGGCUGGUCCGGGACACCCAGCAGGCCAGAGUCCCCUGGGUUGCUUCCCUAGAUCAGAGCCCAGACUUUUCGGGAGGAGCACCCCGGGGAGCCUAGUGGAAGUGGAAGGUAAAGGACGCCCCCCUCCCCCCUGCUCCCCUGCUCUCUGGCUCGGGGCUCUUCCUGAGGCCUAACCCGGUCCCGAAUCCCCCCAGGGCAGCCCAGCGUCACCAUCUGGACCAUCUUCUCCAGUAUUUCCAGGUCUCCAAACCCGUCCAAGGUACUAGGGAGGCUGGGACUGACUGUCAGGCCAGCUGGGCCCGGCCCAGAGGGCCGGCGUGACUCCUCCCCCCCUGCCCUUGCCAGGCUAUCGGAGCCUUCCAGUUCAGGGCCCUGCAGGUCCCCGUCGUGCUGGGCUCCAGUCCAGACCUUGUCCUCCUGGCUGGGCCUCCUCGAGGAUUAUUCAGGGCCGCUGCAGAACUUUGAUUUCGAAUCUCAACCAAGAGUGCUCAGGGACCCAUUAGAGCCCCAAGAGGGCCCCCAAGUGUACCCCCAAGACCAGAGGUAUCCCCAAGAAGGCCUCAAAAGUGGUGCCAAUGCAAAAAGCCGCAGCAGCCACAGCCCCAAGAGCAGCACGGGUCUAAAGAGCAAUCGCGUGACUCCUCAGGGGAGCCCAGAACCCCUGCCGAAGUUCUUUUAAAAAAAAUAGAGAUCUGGGAUGCCUGGCAGCACGGGUGGGUCCAAUGCCAGCCUCGGGAAGCCGCGUUGGCCUGGUCCCAGGUCGCCACAGAGCAGCCACAGCCCCAAGAGGGCCCCCAAGAGAGGCGCCAUUCCAAGGGGCACCACCACUCAAAACGGCACCAUCACUCAAAAAAGCAGCAGCUCCCCCAAGAGCAGCCACAGCCCCGAAGGCUCUGCGAAUGCCAAAAGCGCAGCAGCCGCCACUCCGGGUUAAGGUUCGGGACUCCUCAGGGGAGCCCAGAACCCCUGCCGAAGUUCUUUUAAAAAAAAUAGAGAUCUGGGAUGCCAGGCAGCACGGGUGGGUCCAAUGCCAGCCUCGGGAAGCCGCGUUGGCCUGGUCCCAGGUCGCCACAGAGCAGCCACAGCCCCAAGAGGGCCCCCAAGAGAGGCGCCAUUCCAAGGGGCACCACCACUCAAAACGGCACCAUCACUCAAAAAAGCAGCAGCUCCCCCAAGAGCAGCCACAGCCCCGAAGGCUCUGCAAAUGCCAGAAAACACAGGAGCCGCCACUGCGGGUUAAGGUUCGGGACUCCUCAGGGGAGCCCAGAACCCCUGCCGAAGUUCUUUUAAAAAAAAUAGAGAUCUGGGAUGCCAGGCAGCACGGGUGGGUCCAAUGCCAGCCUCGGGAAGCCGCGUUGGCCUGGUCCCAGGUCGCCACAGAGCAGCCACAGCCCCAAGAGGGCCCCCAAGAGAGGCGCCAUUCCAAGGGGCACCACCACUCAAAACGGCACCAUCACUCAAAAAAGCAGCAGCUCCCCCAAGAGCAGCCACAGCCCCGAAGGCUCUGCGAAUGCCAAAAGCACAGCAGCCGCCACUCCGGGUUAAGGUUCGGGACUCCUCAGGGGAGCCCAGAACCCCUGCCGAAGUUCUUUUAAAAAAAAUAGAGAUCUGGGAUGCCAGGCAGCACGGGUGGGUCCAAUGCCAGCCUCGGGAAGCCGCGUUGGCCUGGUCCCAGGUCGCCACAGAGCAGCCACAGCCCCAAGAGGGCCCCCAAGAGAGGCGCCAUUCCAAGGGGCACCACCACUCAAAACGGCACCAUCACUCAAAAAAGCAGCAGCUCCCCCAAGAGCAGCCACAGCCCCGAAGGCUCUGCAAAUGCCAGAAAACACAGGAGCCGCCACUGCGGGUUAAGGUUCGGGACUCCUCAGGGGAGCCCAGAACCCCUGCCGAAGUUCUUUUAAAAAAAAUAGAGAUCUGGGAUGCCUGGCAGCACGGGUGGGUCCGCUGCCAGCCUCGGGAAGCCGCGUUGGCCUGGUCCCAGGUCGCCACAGAGCAGCCACAGCCCCAAGAGGGCCCCCAAGAGAGGCGCCAUUCCAAGGGGCACCACCACUCAAAACGGCACCAUCACUCAAAAAAGCAGCAGCUCCCCCAAGAGCAGCCACAGCCCCGAAGGCUCUGCGAAUGCCAAAGAAUACAGGAGCCGCCACUGCGGGUUAAGGUUCGGGACACCUUAGGGGAGCCCAGAACCCCUGCCGAAGUUAUGUUAAAAAAGAUAGAGAUCUGGGAUGCCUGGCAGCACGGGUGGGUCCGCUGCCAGCCUCCGGAAGCCACCCGGGUCGCCACAGAGCAGCCCAAGGACAAACCGAGGGAAGGGCCGGAGCCCACCCAGGCCUCACAGCCCUCCGCCCGGGUCAAGGCUCUGCGGAAAGCCAUCCAGAAGCCACCGAUCUGGCUCACCAAAGCAUGGCAACACUGCAAAAAGGUGGUCUGCACCUGUACCAAGGGCUCCAACUAAUCCCCUGCCCAGGCGUUAGAUUUAAAAUAGUUUUGAGAGUUAAAUAGUUGUAGAUAAGAGAGUGGGAGCCAUAAACUGUGAUAAUUAAAAUGUGGCUGUGAGCGGACUUCCGGGUUAACAUGGCUGCAAUCUAGCCGCGAAUCACUUCCUCUCCCCAGCACCGAAUGAAAUAGACUACCUCAAAAGAGCAUAAAAAUCACCUUUGGAAGAACAGCGGGACUCUCCAGUAUCCCACAGAAAUGAAGGUACGUGGGGCUUGAACAUUUCCACACUAUAAGGAGGAGGAAAGGCUGGCACAAAAACAUGAACUGAGCCGCCCCUCUCCCCCCCGCCCCCACCAAACCAGAGUAAGGUAUCAGAGCUCUCACUGGGACAGCGAGUGAGUGAGGAGCAUCUCUGUCUGGGGGUGCACACCAGGGUCCUUGGGUUCUAAAUACUGCAGGGAAAAGAACUCUCAGGGCGUUUCACGGGAAAAUCCUGCACUGAGCAAAGGGGAGGCUGUGCUGAGCAAAGGGGCGGCCGCGCUGAGAGGCUGUGCUGAGCGAAGGGACAGCCCCGCUGAGAGGCUGCGCUGAGGAAAGGGGAGGCUGCGCGGAGCAAAGGUGCCUGCACUCUAAGAAACCUUGGAGGCUGGGAAGAACUAGUCUGAGGCAACCUAAAUUCACAGAAAACCCGCCCAUAUCACCCAGACCCCAGACCAAAAAGGAAAGGGGAAUAAAACCACCAAAGGGAUGGCUC